AUGUCAUCCGAAAGUUCCACCCACCAGUUGGUGGGGUUUGUUACUAAGAUGUUUCCAACUUUUGGAUACAUAAACAAUGAAAUUUUCUUCCAGAGAAAAUGCGUCAUCGGCCCCAUGGUGGAGGUCGGCGAUCAUGUCGCAACCAGUGCGGUUUACCAACCAAAUAUGCCCAUCAAGUGGAGUGCUGAGAAAGUUUGGCGGGUCCAGGGAGAUACGCGCACGCGGACAAAAGAUAACGAGGAAAAGAAACACUGGCAUGAAAGGUCACCUAGGCGCAAAUCGCCGUCAGAUAAGAGGGAACACCUUGCCUCUCGGGACCGAGACGUGAGACCUUUUCGGGAAAGUGAAGCCGUUGUACGUCCUGAACGAAAACGAAGAGAGCCAUCAGUCGGCAAGAGGUCAACUUCUAGAAGCAGACCAGAUGAAAAGGUGGAACAGAAACGCCGCCGUGUGUCACCUACCACGUCUGUUUCCAAUCGAAGCACUCGAGGACCGGAGGAAGUUGUCCCAAAACGUCAUGGCGAUAAAUACCUGUUAAACACUAAGGAUCUCAUUGUUCCAGACAUUCACACUCGCUACUCCAGCCUACUCGCUCCGGUCGAUCUUUAUCGUGUGGUCUGCCACUGGCAAGAUUCGUUUCCUUUACUCCGACCGUUCCAGUGCAGCCGAUCGGUGGUUUUCCAGACUAUAACGCCUCCGGAUCUCCCCGAACCGUCCCCACCCUCCAGUAAGGACACCGGCUUCUAUGUUAACGUCCUGUUAUUAUCCAUGCCUUCAACAACUUCGUUGCACGACAAAACAAUAAUACGAGCCGAGAGCUUGGAUCGCGAGAAACCCCCUAUCCGGAAGUACAUUAAGAUAUUAGCGGUCGCUAAACCAAAACAGCGAUUCAAGGCAAUCGGUGGCCCAUGGAUUCCUGAGCUGGAUGGUGCAGAACCUGUCACCGAUCCUCGAACUCUGAUAAAUUCUGCAAUCAGAAUUUGCAAAGAUCAAGUUGGGCUCGACCUCUCCUUCUGUACGCGGUGGAAUCGGUUUCUGGAAUUCCGGUAUAGUCGAACGGAGGGUUCAACGGCCCGCCCUACCUCGGUGCUUUUUCCUGGAUCACAACUUUGGGGGCGCUCAUUCCCGGACGCACCGUCAACCAAAUCCAAUGGUCCAGUGAAACCCUACCAUCGCAUUGUCGUUUACUUCAUCCCUGACAUCUGGACAGUCAUGCCAACCGCGGAGAAUUGGAACAAUGUGAAGAAUGCUUUUGAAUGUGCGUUUUCUGGAUCAAAUUCUCGCUUCUUCCCUCUUUCACCUGCUGAAAUCGAUGGUUACCUGAAGAAAGGUGUCGCCUCUGCUGAAGAAACUCCCUCAGGAGCCACCGCAAAAAGCGAAACACCUUGUCAAAUAUCGUCGACUGCCACAACGGACACGGAAGUUGUUGCACAGAUGGAACAGCCAACUGGAUCCUCGGAACCUGAGAAAUGUGAUCAGUCGGUAACUGAAUCAGUUCAAAAUGCGUCCUCGACUUCUCUGCUGAUGGACUCGUCCCAACUGAACGAAGAAGUUAUGCAAUCACCUUCGGCAUCCAGUUCUGCGAAAGACAAGGAAUCAGCUGACCCUGAGAUCAACGAUGUAACCAAGAUAAUCAAGAAAUCUCAUGACGAACUCAACCUUUCCUCGAUGAAGGUUUCAGAGCUUCGUGAGCAGCUGAAAGCUCGUAACUUACCUGCUGAUGGUAUCAAGGCACAGUUGCUCAGUCGUCUUAAAACUGCUAUUGAAAAAGAAGCCGAACAAGCACGGAAACUUGAAGAAGAACGUAAGCAAAAAGAGAAAGCAGCCGAGGAGGCUGCUGCAAAAGCCGCCGAGGAAAAAAAGAAAGAGACUGCAAAAACCGAACCAGUCGCUACUGUCCCUUCCCCAGCUUCUGCUGUCAAGAUAUCGCUGAAGAAUUAUCCAUCUAUAGUUAUCCAACACAAGUUUCCGCGUGAUUACACUCUGCAAACAGUCAGUCUGGAUACUAUUUUGGAAUCCAAAGUGGAGGUCAUUGACGCUCGGUCCUACGAAAUGAUACUCUGCGUGCACAGCCUUUUGGAUAUGAUCCGCCGGGACGCGGUUUUUACUUUGUUUCGCGCUUUGGUUACUGCGGGUGAUCGUGGAGUUCAAGCUAAACCCCGUCCAAAGAGUGAAAUAAAACCCACUCGAACGGAGCCGAGAGACCGUCCGACCGAUGUCAAGGAUGCCGCAAAACCUCCGGCGUAUCAAACCAUAGAUGUUCCCUUACUUUCUGCAUGCACUUUCCUCGAUCCGAAUGCACGCGGAUACUUCUCUUCUGACGAAGUAGAGGAAAUGUUCACUUAUCUUGGGCUACCCAUUUCCCGGUAUCAGGUUCGGUCCCUUAUUUCUAAGGUGGCGGACGCUCACAGAAUUUACUACCGAACUUUAACCGAUUCUGAGGUUUCGCCACUUACUGUCAAGUCCACUUUGAUGUACUCGGAAAUCGAUGAUGAUGAAUAUUUACUGGAGCUUAUUCGUGGGGGAGAUGCUAUUCUCGAUGAACAAAAAGAUGCUGUAUCUCCUAUCGGAGGGUAUGUAUGGUUUGUGCUUCAUAUAUCGUUAAAUCAUGAUUACGUCAUCUCCCGGCCCGUCCGUUAUGUCGUUUUCCGUUUACGCUGCAGUAAUGAAGGUACCUCCAGGAAAUACUAUGAAUGUCUUCCUUUCUCACUGUUAUAUUUAUGA
This is a messenger RNA of Dicrocoelium dendriticum, 2724 nucleotides long. The record is from the annotation of a GenBank genome assembly. Lineage: Eukaryota; Metazoa; Platyhelminthes; Trematoda; Plagiorchiida; Dicrocoeliidae.